UGCCCCCGCUGGCCUACUUCCGCUGAAGGUAUUGUCACCCGAAUUCAUCGUCGUGCAGUCUGCGAUUUGUGUUUUUGAUCCUCAGACGCAGCAGAAUUUCUUACACGUUGAGAUCAAAGUUUGUGUGGACAGUGAAUAAUACACUGUGAGGAUAGUGUCGGGAGGUUCUUGUAGAUUUUUUUGUUUGUGUUGUUUUUGAAGAGUUCGAAGUGAGUGAGAGUGGAUUUGGAGAGAUGGCAGUGAUGGUGGAUGCGGAGGGAGGUAGCGCGCCGCCAGCACCGCAGGGAAUUGGGAAGGUGAACGCUGUGCUUGUAGAGAGGGCUGUGGACGCGCUGGUCAAGUGGUGCGCGGCGCAGAAGCAGAAGGAGAAAGCUCAGCUGCUCGAGGAUGAUCAGUUGUUGUAUGUCGUCGUGGGGAUGAAGAAGGUACCAGACAAAGGUAGAACUAACCCGUACGUUUUAGAGCUUCCGCAUCCUCUGUACCAGCCAGAUGGGAACCACGAGGUGUGCUUGAUCAUCAGCGACAGGGAGCAUGCAAAGCAGAAGUUAGAUAAGCAGAUGGCGAAGGCGCGGAUUGAGAAAGAGGGGUUGAAAAUUUCGAAAGUCAUCCCGCUGUCGAAAUUAAAGACUGAUUACUUCGCGCAUGAGGCGAAGCGGAAGCUGUGCGGGUCGUACGACACAUUUUUGGCAGAUGAUCGCAUUUUAGGAGAGUUGCCGAAGCUACUUGGAAAGACUUUCUUCAAGAAGAAGAAACAUCCUAUUCCUGUGAAUCUUACGCGAGCGCAGUGGACAGGCCAAAUUUCGGCAGCUUUGAAUUCGACCUACUUGUACAUGAGCGGUGGUACUUGCAGCGCUGUCAAAGUUGCUAGGAUGUCACAGGCUCGAGAUGAAAUCGUUCAGAACGUCAACGCAGUUAUUGAAGGCAUUGCUCAGCAGAUUCCAAAGAAGUGGGCCAACGUCCGAUCAUUUUUUCUGAAGACAUUGGACUCUGUCUCACUUCCACUGUAUCAGUCUCUUCCUGACAUGCCACUGAAGAUUGAAUUACCAGGACUGUCGCAACCGGAAGACAAGAAAAGUUUGAAAUUUUCAAAGAAGGAUAAGAAGAUGAAAGCCAAGCCAGUCGAAGAUGACAAGGUGGAUGCAGAUAUGUCAUUGGACAAUGACGCCGAGGAUAAAAUGGAUGUGAUUGAGGAGGCUGCAGUAGCUGAAAAACCAAAGAAGAGGAAGCAGAGUGCUGUGGGGGGCAAGCGGAAAGUGCCCCGGAAGGCAGCGGUCGUAACGGGAGCUUAGUAUCGUUCUUCCGGUCUCCAACUUUCACAAUUUUGACUUGUAUCAAUCAGGAAAGAAAAAAAUCAAAUCCUGAAAUCUCGCUAUUGCGUCAGUUUGUUAUUUCCAGUCGUAGCAAUGUAGUUUGCUGUGACCAAUUUUCUAUUCCUACUAGGUUCUAAUAGAGGUUAGAAGUCUCUGCGUUGCAAGGAGCUGCUGUAACUAUACAAGAUAUAAUUUCGUAUUGCAUUUGCAACCUACAUUGACAUGA
This is a messenger RNA of Physcomitrium patens, 1536 nucleotides long. RefSeq lists its product as uncharacterized. Lineage: Eukaryota; Viridiplantae; Streptophyta; Bryopsida; Funariales; Funariaceae. Gene Ontology annotation, molecular function: RNA binding. The record is from RefSeq and is a predicted model, not a curated record.